AUGUCUACUUGUCAGGAACAAUGGAAAGGUGCACCGGCACGAGGACUACAAGCAAGAUGGCUGAAGAGGGGCGUCCACCUGACUAAGGAGUCGCUCUUCGGAGCGAGCGAGACAAUGGAAGGGAAGAGGGGCGGGGGCAAUCUUCAAAGAUGGCGGCUGAAGGAGAAGUGCGAUGGUUUCAUGGGACUUGUAGUCCAUGCGGUGGGGUUGCUCUCUGCAGGGCUCUUCGCAGAGUCACGUCAGGUCUGUUGUGUGGGUGUGUCCAGGAUCAAGGUCCUGCAGAGCCAGGGCCAAUGCCUAGGUCCAGCUAGGGCGGGCAGAGGCCGCCUCCAGGGAGAAACUAGAUCUCAGGACGUGCGGAGCAGCAGGGAGCAGGGCGGCCCCUUUGUCCCUUAUAAUCCCUCCCCGCCCUUGCCCUCUCCCUCCAGCAACCAGGUCCCUUUCUGUCUGCUGACCCUGCUGCUGUCACCCCUGAGUCUGGAGGCCCCCAUUUCUCCUGCUGAGCCCAUCAGUCAAGCCUACAACUUGGCCCUCUACAUGCAGAAGAACACAUCAACAUUACUACAGACAUAUCUCCAGUACCAGGGCAGCCCUUUUAGUGAACCUGGCUUCUCAGCCCCUGAGCUCCAGCUUCGCAGCCUGCCUCCUGCUACCGUCUCCUUCAAGACCUGGCAUGCCCUGGAUGAUGGGGAGCGGCUGGGCCGUGCCCAAGGAGCCUUCCUGGCUUUGAGCCAGCACCUUCAGCUUGUGGGGGAUGACCAAAGCGACCUGAACCCUGGCAGUCCUGUCCUUCUGGCUCAGCUUGGUGCUGCAAGACUCAGGGCCCAAGGCCUGUUGGGGAACAUGGCUGCCAUCAUGAAUGCCCUCGGCCUGCCCAUCCCCCCAGAAGAAGAUACUCUUGGGGUUAUCUCCUUUGGGGCUUCAGCUUUCGAAAGGAAAUGCCGAGGCUACAUAGUGACCAGAGAAUAUGGCCAUUGGACAGAUAGAGCUGUCAGGGACUUGGCUCUGCUCAAAGCCAAAUACCCUGGAUAG
Molecule: messenger RNA, 1032 nt
Organism: Suncus etruscus (white-toothed pygmy shrew)
Lineage: Eukaryota; Metazoa; Chordata; Mammalia; Eulipotyphla; Soricidae
Product: cardiotrophin-2-like
Exons: 6
Coding region: 1-1032 (343 amino acids)
Source: RefSeq, a predicted model, not a curated record